Molecule: messenger RNA, 6308 nt
Organism: Amoebophrya sp. A120
Lineage: Eukaryota; Dinophyceae; Syndiniales; Amoebophryaceae
Source: the annotation of a GenBank genome assembly
CCGAGCGGAAGCACGUACUCCCUCCGCAUCCCUGUGCAGCUGGAACCCGAAACGCUCGCGCUGCUGCAGCAGGAGCUGAAGCAGCGGGGCAAUUCGGUGUUCGACCCGCGGAACAGCCUGUCCGUUGGCAUAGGCGGCAGCGUAGAGGAGGACGAGGAUUCGCAGGGCAACUGGAGCAAGCGGAUCCCGGAGUUGGACACGCUCGUGACCGUGUCCCCCGGCGAGAUGAUCGAGCUGGUGGAGGUGACGCCCGGCACCAAGUUUCCGCUGUGGGAGACGCUGCUGCGGCCGCUGGGUAUCGGCCUUUUGUUCAUGGGCGCCACCUUUCUGGACAUGCUGGCCAUGCAGUUCACCACGCUCAGUUCCGCGACCCUGGUGGGCCGCGUUAAUUCGGUCACCAUCUACAUCGCAUCCAUCUUCUUCCUCGGGGAACCCUCGGUACCCGCAAAGUGGCUGGGCGUCGCGCUCUGCCUCUCUGGAUGCGUCCUCGUCCUACAUUUAGACGCGGUGAGUGCAGCGGAAAGUGGUGGUAGUGGAGGGGAGAGUAGAGCAACAUCUUCUUCAUCUACUUCCGAUGGAACUACAGGAUCGUCCUCAACACCUGGAACAUCGGCUUCGAAUCCAGCGUCAUCUUCAAACGCGGUCCUGCAGAAGGAGUACCCCUACGCGCUUUACGGCGAUCUGGCCGCCCUGUUCGCCGUGAUUUUCUACACGGCCUACGCGAUCACGCUGAAGAGGUUCGUGAAAACGACCGCGGACACGAUGUGGACUCUUACUCUCACCUAUCCUGAGUGAAAACGUCCCCGCCCCAGAGUUGUCAUGCAGAUUGGCAAUGACAGGAACAUUUGUGAUGCGCUUUCCCAUGAUAGGCAUUUCCAAUCGUGUUUUGGAAUUUGUCAUCCUGCAAACAGGAUAACAGAUGGAUUUGUAAUGCGGCUGUCCUCGCCAACCUGCACUCCACUACGGACUGCAACUUGUCAUGCCUGACUGCCAAAGCUUCUGGAUUUGUGUUGCGAGAUCCCGAUCUUGACUUUGGGGUGCGGACGUUUUUACACAGGAUGUCACUGGGUGCUUCUUCACGUUCCUCGGGAUUCCGGGGUACUACUUUUUCGCGCCGGAGUUCAUCACCGGCGCCUACGCGUCCGCGUUGAUCGAGGCCUUCACCAUCCCCUACCUAGUCGCGAGCUUCAUGUUCCUCGGCGUGAUCGGGGGGGCGGGCAGCAACUACCUCUGGGUGCGCAGCUGCCAGAUCGUGGGUCCGACGAUGUUAUGCAAUGCAAAAAUGUCUGGGUCUGGAAACAUGUAAACUUCUGAUGCGUAUUUGAGACCAGAAAAAAAUCUGUCAUGCAUGGACCGCAAAAGUUGCAUGCUCAUUUCUUGCCACCAAAAGAGGGAACUUGUCAUUUGGAUUAGGCAUCGCCUAACCUGCUCAAAACCUGUGUUGCUAGGACUGGCAUGCUAGACCUUCUGUGUCAUGCACAAACAGCAUCACAAGUUUCCAGACCCAGACAUUUUUACAAUCCAUACAUGCUGGCGGUCGGGUUAAACAUCUCCAUCCCCAUCUCCAUGCUGUGGGACCGGUUCGGCCGCGGCUUUGUGGAAGCAACCAGUCCGCUGAAGCUGUUUGCCGCUUCGUUAGUCGUGGUGGGCUUUUUACUCGUGAUUUACAUCGACACGUUAAUCAACGAAGAGGAAGGAAAACAAGAAGAUCAAGAAGACGAGCGCGCGAUGGACGAAGCUGACCUUCGAGCCGAUAUUAACGCUGCAUCAGAACAACAGCCAGGGCCGCGCUUGCCCGGCACCAUUCCGAGCAGAAACAGUACGUUUGAGCAACUGCGCAGCCGGACGUCGAUCGGCGUUCAGGACGACGCGGUGGCGCUGGUGUUGCCUUCCUUCCUAUCGCAAGGAAAAAUCCCCCCUCCCCAUAUUGAAGAGGUAGGUUUUCGAAAAUUUGUGUUGCUGAUUUGAGGUCACAAAUCAUGUUUGUGCUGCAAGAAGACAAGGGCAGCAGCUUCCGUCCCAUUAUGGAGCCGGUUUGUCAUGCUGUUGAGCCAACAUCACGGACGCUUUUCAUGCUAAGCGCCUAAGUCAAAGCCUCUCUACUCAGGCUUGAUAUGGGUCUGCAGUCCUCUCCAGCAAGACAAAUGCGAUUUGUGUACUCAAAUACUGCAUCACAAAUUUCGUUUUCGAUAUGGGGAGGGGGGAUUUUUCUUUUUGAUACUUCCCUGCAAACCCGCUGCUGAGUCCGCGCGCAGGUCGGGAUGGUACUACGGAUCAUCAUGUGCAAGGAGGGAAAAGAACUGAAGGAGAGAUGGAAAAUGGCGACAAAAUGAUGCAUAUCAAAUGUAGAAAUGUCUGGGUCUGGAAGCUUGCCAGGUUUGUCAUGCAUAUUUUGAAGGACUCAUGAUGUCUGUGAUGCAUGCUCUAGCAUGACAGAUUUUUAGAGGCCUUUGUGAUGCCUCUACCGCAUGAGAAAUGCCCUCUCCGGGUAGCACAAACGGGAGUUCUGUUGCUGGUCAUGCAAUGCAAAUUUUUCUAGAAUCCAGAGACAGCAUCACAAGUUCCAACCUUCCAGACCCAGACAUUUUUCCAUGUGAUAAUGCAACAGGAGUCGUGCCUCGGUUUUUUCGCGGGCGCGUUGCUGCCCCUCGACUGGAAUCGUCGCGAUCUCGUCCGAUGGCUGCUGACGCCCUACUACCUAUGAACUGCAAAAGUAUCGCACUAGUAGAAAUUGCAUUACAAAUCGACUGUGCAUUACAAAUUGAAUUCGUAAUGCGGAUUUACCUUAGCAAAAAGCAUAAACGCAAUUAGUACGAGUACGAUACUUUUGCACAGGAUACUACCCCCCGUUGCCUAGUUUCCUCUCCGGGUCGACCGCCUCGUUUGACGCGCUCGCGGCCGAGACACGUAAAGCAAACACGAUGAAAAGCUCCAAGCCGUCGUCUGCUCCUGCACCGAAAAAGAACAAGAAGUGGCGCGCGCUGAAGAACCUGGGCGGGCAGGCGGUCCGCAACGCGGUGCCCAACUGCGCCUACUGCAUUAUGCUGAUUCUGCCGCAAACCAUCGACUACGUCCUGGUGGGCAUUAUGGCCACGCCGGACACCCGCACCUACGCGCUCGGGGGCAUCGCCCUGGGGAUUUCCCUGAUCAACGUUUUCGGAAUCGCGCCCGGCAUCGGGUUCAAUCAGGCGUUAGAUACGCUCGUGUCUGUCGCGUUCGGGGCGAAGAAGCACACCAAGAUCUUCCACUACGUGGCCCAGGCGCAGCUGCUGAUCGUGUGCUACAUGCCGGUGAUCAUCCUGAGCUGCGGGAUCUGCGCGUCCAACAUCUUUGACACCUUCGCGACGCACACCGACCCGAACGUAGCCGCGCAGGCCGUGGAGUUUCUGCACUCGCAGUUUUUAUUUGUGCCGCUUUUUUUGUUCUCGGACAUCGUGCGCAAGUUUUUCGCAAACGUCCGGGAGCUGCACCACAUUCAGCCCUACCAGAUGGCCGCGAUCUGCCUCCACGGGGUCUGGGUGUAUCUGUGCAUCGAAUUCAUCUCCGGCCGCGACCACGCCGCGAUGGGAGCGGGGCUCGGCACCAGCUUCACCUGGCUUUUGUUUUUCCUCGGCUAUCACUUGGUGUUUCACAAGUGGUUCCGCACCUUCCGCGAGACCACCAACGCCCGCGUGCUGGGAAUAAAUGGUCCUGCGGUGCAACCACGGGGACAGCAACCGGCAAACUAUACAGUAAACAAAAAAGCAAGUCCGCGCGGAGGUUAUCAUAGUGCAACUACAACUUCGAUGAGCAACAACGACAAAAGCUCGUCAAAACAGGAGGAGGAGCCGGUGGAGCAGGAGCACAUAUUUUUUCUCUCCAAUCUGUCCGACCCGGCGGUGUACAGUGGGCACGCGCUGUAUGGAAGCGUCAGGUUUGAAAUCGUCAAAGUUGAAAUAGUUUGUAAUGCAUAAAAUGCAUGACCCGAGGCACGUGUGUUGCAGAGCAGGCAAGUGAGGCCGAUUGUAAGCCUGUUUGGGGUUACAGCUCGAGCUGCUAAAGUAGCAUGAGAAAAUCGCUGUUCUUUGCCUAAACAGCAUGACAAAAUGGAUUUAGGGACCACCGAAAUUUGUCUUGCGCCACUUAGAAACUGGGUUCCGGUUGGCAUCCAUUUUAUGCAUGGCAAAUUAUUUCAACUUUGUCGAUUUCAACUCUGACACAUCCAUACGCUGUAUUCGUACGGCGAACUUGCCGUGCGGUCGAGCGCGAACGUGCUGACGGAGUGGGUGGCGCGCGAGAUCCUGACCGUGUUGAUAUCGCAGGUGUCCGCCUCGGCCAUCGCCGUGCACGCCGCCAUCGACGGCACCUAUUCGCAGCUGUACAUGAUUCCGCUCGGGAUUGCGGGCUCGACCGCGACGCUGGUCGGCUCCAGCCUCGGCAUGCGGAAGCCGGUGCAGGCCGGCCGUUUUGCGUACGUCUCCCUCACGCUCGGGCUCGUCGCCUGGUCCCUGAUGUUCGUCCUGCUCUUCGGCGUGCCGCCCUACCGGUGGCUGCCGCCGCCCUUCGCCCGCGAUGCCGACACCGUGCCCCACGAGACGCUGCUCCACACCGGACUGCAGCUGAAGAUCGCGGAUGUGUUCUUUCCGGCCGAUAUCAAAAUGAAAAAUCCCCCCUCCCCAUAUCAAAAACGAAAUUUAUGAUGCUGUAUUUGAGUACACAAAUCGACUUGUAAUGCUAGAAGGCCAAGAGACGCAGCUGUGGCCUCGUUUGCAGGCAAUUUGUCAUGCUGUUUCCCACUUCCAGCUGCCCCCUGUCAUGCUGAAGAUGCAAGGCUUUCCCACGCCAACCAGCACUGCAGUCCGCAUCUUUUCCCUUCUAGCAUGACAAAGCUGAUUUGUGACCACAAAUCUGCAUCACAAAUUUCUAGUUUGAGUAUGGGGUGGGGGGAUUUUUCCUUUUGAUAGCCGAGCAUAACGCCAAGGCGCUGUUUGAGCGGUGGCUGUUCUAUCAAAUGCAGAAGUGUCCGGGUCUGGAAAAGUGGAACUUGUAAUGCGUGUCUUGCAUUCCUGGAAAAUCUGUGUUGCAUGAGCAGCAACAGAGAAGCUUUCUUUGUCAUGCAAAAACGCAAUUUGUGAUGCGUGCUAGGCAUCAGCAGGCGUGGUCUCAAAAACUUGUCAUGCUUGGCUGCCAUUGCAAGCGCUUCAAUCAUGCUCAAUUCAGCAUCACAGGUUCAUUCCAGACCCAGACAUAAGUUUGCACUUGAUACGUUCCGCCGCAUCCUGAUUUUCGCCUUCGCUGUGACCUUCUGGUGCGACAUGGGGGAGAACAUUUUGCAGGGGGUGUUGCGGGCGUGCGGGCAGCAGCAGAUCGCCGCAUUGGUGUACGUCUGCCAACACUAUUUGCUGGGACUGCCGGUCGCGGUGUUUCUGGCUUUUUCCACCGUCGGCCACGGCAUCACCGAGGCAUUGGUGUCGCACUGCAAUCUGCUUUUCCUGGAUACGUCCGUUUUGACCGACGGCGACUUCUUCGCCCACGCCAACACCAUGGAGAAAACCAGCGUGUUGGGGUUGUACGGCCUCUGGUUCGGGUUCUCCCUGGGCGUGGUCUCCGGCUUCGUCGUUUUUGUUUACUACCUCUGCGUCAAAAUCAACUUCCGCAAAGAAGUAAAAACGGCGCUGCGGCGACUGGUGUGGCACUCGCGGGCGGCUGCCGUGCGGGGCAAAACUACGGACCGAAAAUUGUCGGGCGCGACCGCAAAAGUUUAAAACGGAUGAGCGACUUCAUGGCACAAGUUGGACAGGUACGUAGUACGCUCUGUCUGUGUGCGUAUUAUAUGAUUGUAUGCAAUGGCACGGGAAGUAGAUCUUUUAUACGGCCGUUCUGGCGAACAAAGCACGUUGGGUGAGCUGGUCGGAGAUGUUGACUGACUCUUUUGUUUCUCUUUUUUCUGCAAAUGAACCUAUACAAUACUGAAUUUUCGGGGCUUUGUGACUGUAAUUUACGCUGUUGUUUUGGAUAUGCUGCACUAGCACUUCAAGUACUUGCUCAAUGUCAAUACUCUUUCUUGCGAAAUGAAAGACGCACACUUUUCCUGUACACCUCGAGUCGUUUGCCUAAGCACCCAAAAUUUCGGCCAGUAUGAGCUCCUCACUGAGGUGGAGCUCUUUUGUGCAGAUAGCGAUAAAUCAGUAUUUUCCACCUGCUGCCCCGCUGAAAGUGUAGUUUUACACUGAAAGGACAUUGGCACGACAUUGCAUUUUUGCGACAUCAACAUUUCGUAUUGAACCGCGUGUCGCUUUCGGCAUCAUGGUCGAGGACUUUCUCCUCCA